This is a messenger RNA of Vitis riparia (riverbank grape), 2699 nucleotides long. RefSeq names its product protein ecdysoneless homolog. Bases 75 to 2018 code for a protein of 647 amino acids. The record is from RefSeq and is a predicted model, not a curated record. NCBI's taxonomy places the organism in Eukaryota, Viridiplantae, Streptophyta, Magnoliopsida, Vitales, Vitaceae. The transcript has 5 exons. Gene Ontology annotation, cellular component: nucleus.
UUCGAGAGCACACUACUUGUGUGGAGUCGAAAGAAGAUUCAAGAGGACAGCAGGAGCGGCAACUCGCAGAAGCCAUGGAAACGAACUUCACCUCGUCCAUCUUCUCCCAGAACAGCUCCAAACUUCCAGAUGACACCGUUUUCUACGCCAUAUUCCCUGACUUCUCCCUCCCCGUUUCCAAGUCUCCGAACCCUAACAUCACCUCACUCCUCCAAUCUCUCCACCUACAAAUCCUCACCACCAUCUCCCCUCACACCACCCACUACAUCUGGCAGCACGAACCCUUUACCCUCUCUCUUUCCUCCCCCUCCUCCACUAUUCCUCACCUCCAAGCCAAACUCCGGUUCGGCGACAAUCUCGACGACGAGUGGUUCGUCGUCUUCCUCCUCUUCCAAAUCUCCCUCGCUUUCCCUUCUCUUUCAAUCCGUGUCUGGGAUACCGACGGCGAGUUUCUCCUUAUUGAAGCCGCGUUUCACCUCCCUCGUUGGAUCAAUCCCGAGAACAGCGUCAAUCGGGUUUUUAUCCGGCGUGGUGAGCUCCACAUAGUUCCCAAAUCCCGGUUAUCGAGUCCGAGUUUUCUUGAUUCUUUACAGUUUUUGGUCAAUUGUGGUGAGGAAUCGAAAGCUUCAGAGUCAGUACAGUUGGCAUUGAGGAAUCGAUUGUCGCAGUAUCCAGAGCGGGCUAGGAGGAAUGUGCAUCGGGUUAGGGUUAGGGUUCCGGUAUCGGUAGCUCAAGUGUUGAAGCAUGAACCGUGCUUGAUAUCGCUGGCCGUGGAGGGAUUCUACGACCGCGACAUUGAUUCAAUGAAGUACGCGGCAAAAAUGGAGAAGUUUCUGAGUAAGGGUACUGCAGAAGAACUUGUUCUAGUAUCAGUGGCAAUGUCGCGGGCUAUGUAUGCGCAAUUGGUGCAGCAGACAUUUCAGGCGCCCAAGUGUUAUCCCAUGCCUAAUAGGAGUGACGCCAAUGUUUAUAUGGAAGCGGAAGUGGGGAUGAAAAUAGCAUGUGGGUUCGAGAUGAUGUAUCAGCAGCGACUGCGGCAGGGAUUGGAAGGGAAGGGGAGUACAUGGGAUGCAUUUAAGGAGAGCUUGGAGAGAAGUGGGUAUUUUGAGGGCCUCCUUCCUGGGUCGAAAGAGUACAGACGACUGAUGGAGAAUGCUGAAGAGUAUUACAGAAAGAGUUCUUUGUUUUCGAGAGCCAGUGAAAUGAUGAGUGCUCCAGUAAGACGCAUGGAUGAAAUUCUUGCUUUACCCCAUUCUACUGAUGAUUUUAAGGGUCAACAGAUUCCUCCUUCAGAUGAUGAUUCUUGGCUCUAUAAUGGGGAGGAUGAGUUGAACUCUGCUCUUCAAGAAAGACAAAAGGAGAUGGAACUUUAUGAUUUGAAACAAAAGAAGAAACAAAAGUCUGAACCGGAUCAGGAUGCUGGUCCUUCAUCUGGUUCAAAUUUGGAUGAUUUUGACCUGGGCAAUAUAUCAAAGACUAUGCAGGCAUUUGUGCAUGAGAUGUCAACCUAUGAAGGAGCAGAGGUUCCUGAAAACAGGGACCUAAAAGCAGUGGAGCUUGAUGUGGACCGUUUUAUUAAAGACAUGGAAUCAGUAAUGAGGCGUCCAGUUCAUGAAGAUGACACUGCUGAUGUUGACUCUGAAGAAGGCUCAUCAUCUGACAUGGAUUUUGAUGAAUCUGAAGAUGAUAGCAAUGUAGCAGAACCAUCUGGAGAUAAGGAUGAGGGAGAAGAUAUAUUUAUGCAAUCAUAUUCCGAUGCUCUGAAUGAGGAACUGAAGUCCUCCACACUCAAGAAAAGUUUUGUUCGUGCAAAUGAACAACCCAAUAAUAGAAAUGAGGGAACAUCAAAUGCCACCGAAGACAUGGAUGAUGAGUUCACUCCAGUCGAUGUGGAUGUGAACCUUGUGAAGAGCUUUCUUGAUUCCUUUGCAUCCCAACAAGGACUUCCUGGUCCUGCAUCGAAUUUGCUGGGACUCAUGGGGGUACAGCUUCCACAAGAUGCUGGCAAGAACAAAUGAAACCAUCUCAUGUUGUCAGAUUGUCAUAUAUUUUGACUCUUUCAUCCAUAGGGUUUUACAGUCUCCUAUGAGGUAACCCUUCUGCUCCAACUUUCAAGGGAGAUUGUACCUAUAUGAGAUUUUAUUUUAUUUUUUAUUUUUGGUUUUUGAGUGGGUGUUGUGCUUGGCCUCCAGUGCCUAGUUACUUGAGGUGUAAUAUAAAAAGAUGGUGAAUGGGGUGUGAAAUUUUAAUGUCCACUGAUCUCCUAAUCUUCACCAAUCAAUUAAAAUGGUGGAAUGAUUUAUUCAGACAGGUUAUGUGGUAAGAAGUCUCAGGAUCUUUUGUAAAUUUGUAACGGAGGAGAAACAUGAGGAAGGUCAAACGGACUCCAGUACAAAGUUCAAACAAUAGCGGGGCUCCUGGCCGCGGAGUUCAAGAGUUACAAGAUUCUGGAAUGAAAACAGAAGCGCCAUUGAGGUUGUUGUUCUAAGUACAGUCCAUCCCAUCCAUAGAGCAGGCACUGUCAAGGCUUGCAUAUGAAUCUAGAUAGUGCUAUCCUUUGAACUGCUUUGUCUUUCAAUGUACUUAUUUCAACUGGGUUUGUGCAUAAUUUACCUCCAAUUACUUGUAAUUUGUACAAUAGCAUGGACCAUGUCUCAUUUGAUACGAGAAGAAUAUGAAAAAGGUUGUUUUAUUUCUAA